This is a messenger RNA of Symbiodinium natans, 5010 nucleotides long. The record is from the annotation of a GenBank genome assembly. Lineage: Eukaryota; Dinophyceae; Suessiales; Symbiodiniaceae.
AUGAUGAGCAGUGGCCACGAUGCAGCCAUGGAGACAGACGACGGCUUCGUCAUGGUCGAAGCUGCAGAUGAUGAUAGAGACCUGCUAGUCCCUGCAGACCAUGGAGAUGCUGCAGACUGUGAGUACUGUGAAGGUGCUGCACAGUUGGUCUUUCUGGAGAUACCAGGACCUGCUGAGCCAGAUGGUCUGGUGAUGCUGAAGGUCUGCUGCAGACAUGCUGCCAGUUACUUGUUGCUGCAGCAAGAUGGAGCAGAGCGGCUGGCACGAAGAGCAGAUGCAGUGAUGGUUUUGGGCGCAGACUCAGCUGCCCCUGCCUGCAGCACGGAGGCGAAUCUGCAGAGUCCUUGCUGCCAGAUGUGUAGUGAGGAGGCGGCAGCCAAACUUGAAGCCACUGUGCAGUCUUGUGAUGGUUUCUCUUAUGUUCGCAGAGUGUGCAGCAUGCUUGUGUGUGGAGAUGCAGACUCGCAGCUUGAAGCUGCAGGCAGUGAAGCGAUUGUAUUAAAGAACUGCAGUGUGCUUGGAGCAGCACCUGCUUUGCAGCAGGCAGGAGAGGUGGUUCUUUCUGAAAGUGAAGAGGUGCAGGAAGCUGAAGACAAGCAGGCGAAGCUGCAGAAGCAAAGUACUCUAGGUAGCUUUUUCAAGGUGAAGGCUGCAGCACCACCGACAAUGCUGCAGCGACUGCUGGAGAACAAGCAAGCAAGAAGUAAGCUGCAGGAAGCGAGAGCGGCAGGACAGCAGCUGGUUCUCUUGACGCCUGAAGAGCUGCAGCAGAAGAUCAGAGAGCAUGCAGCUCUGAGAGGCACGCCUGGCGCACCAAGGAAGCAGCCUGUGCAGACACAGGACUUGGUUGUAGGCCUUGCGAAGAAGAGCAGAGCCUCCUUCAAGAGGAGGCGAGUGGAAGAAACUGCAGGAACCAAGGCCGUCCUUGCAGACGAACUCGUGAAGCUGAGCGAGGCUGCAGCAAGCCCAGCCGAGUUCAAGCGUGUUGCAGUGUCGACUUACCAGAAGCCAUGGAAGACUCUGAAGAAAAUCCUGGAGAAUCGUGAAGUGUGGCAUGAGCGAGCCAAACAGCUGCAGCUUGGAGCCCACGUGCAGACGAAGAGACAUGGAGUAGCGAACCAGCAUCUGAAGCGAGGGAACAUGCUCGGCCGAGGGUGCAGAAAGCAGGGCGCAGGCAGGAAAGAUGCCUUUGCUGCCAACAAGCAGAGAGUCAAGGCUUGGCUGGAGAGAGAGCGAAUGAUGCAGCAUGCAGUGGACGGUACCGAUCUGCUGGAGGCCUUUCUGGACGACCUGCAGGACGAAGUCACCCUUCUGCAGAGGAAGGAGCAAGGCUAUGCAGCCCCUGUGAAGAAGCCAGAGCUUGAUCAGACGGAGUACAACCUGCCUGGUUUCGAGCUCGUGCAGAAUCUUGAAGAGUAUGUGGAGGGCCUGCCGGACAUAGAAGCGAAGCAGAGGCUUGCAGAAUGCAAGGACAGACUGCAGAGGCUCACAGAGAACCUGGUGAAAAGAAAGAGUUUUGGAGCCAGACUGCUGAAGAGUGUGAAGGGGCGACUGCACCGACCGGGCCGCCUCACCACGCUCACGAUGCAGGAAGAAGAGCAGAAUGUCAUGGAAACCUGGAUGGAGUUCGACGCUGCUCUCCAACUCACAGCAUUCGGCAGCGAGGACCUGGUGAUCGGGUGGAGCGACCAGAUACCUUGCUGGUUGAAGAUGAGUCGAGGCCCGCAGAUAUUUGCAGAGUUCGAGAAGGCCAAAAGCUCUCGGCUGAAGACAGCAGACUUCAAGAAGCUGGAGGAGGAGAGGAUGCAGAAGGCCGUCGCAGAAGCUUCAGACCUCCUGCAGCACGCCAAGGAGAUAGAGGAUGAGCAGGGGGCAGCAGACACUGAAGCAGACACUGCUAAGGCAGAAGAGGCAGAAGUUCAGAAGGCUGUGGUCCAGGUCUUGCAGGCCGAGCAAAGUGGUGGAGACACCACUUUGCGGCGAGGUGUAGGUGCUUCCGAAGACGAGAAGUGGAGGUGCACUGUGGAGCAUCGCCUGAUCCUCAAGAACUAUUUGAAGCCAGGCGCAGACCCUCAAGCCGAGCAGCGGCGACCGGCUUUGAUAGUGAAGACUGCGAGCCAUUGCAGACUGAGCAACAUUGCUGAAGAUGGAACGUGGAAAGAGAACGAGCAGUUUGAAGCUGCAGGCAAAGUCUUCGUGAGGGAGAAAGGCCGCAGUGCAGGCAGGAUCCUGGAGCCCUGGAGGAAGAUCCGAUCGCAGGGGCUGCUGCAGAACUGGGAGAUCUACGGGCAGCCAGCUGCGGUGACGGAUUCAGUCAUUCAGCAGUGGAUGUUGCAGGAGCAGGGCCAGCAGUUCCCAUGCAGCAUCUGGGUUCGAGACUCUGUGGGGUCCAGCUGGAGUCCAGAAGUGCAGGUCUCCAUGAAGCUCGCCCGCCAGAUCGGUGUGAAGAUCCGUGGAGGCAUCACCGACCUGGUGCAGCCUACAGAUACAGACUUCGCAAUGAGUCUGAAGGCGAGCUUGAAGGCAGCACAAGCAGAAGAAAAGAAGAGAAUGAAGCAGACUGCUGCUGCCACUGGCUGCAGACCCACCUUCAAGUGCAGUGUUGCUUCGCUUGCUCGCAUGCUGGAUGCAGCCUGGGCUUCGCAGAUGGAGAGAGAGGAGCAGAGACCGUGGAGCUUGCCGUGCCUCCGACGAAAUGGCUACUUGCACUGGAGGCAGAAGCUCGUGCUCGCAGCGAAGCAGGUCUCUUCAUGGCUGAGAAGGCACCGAGAUGAAGCCUUGAAGCAGCUGAAGGACGCGAAGCUUCGUGCAGCCCAGUCCGAGAUCGCCUACUGUCACCAUGAAGGCUAUAGCAGAGCCAGGUUCAAUGGAGAGAAGUUGCUGGAGAUGCACCUUGAAGUCGAAGUCGAAGAACUGGAAGAGGAAGUUCUGCUGCAGGCCCUGCCCUACUUCCAGAGCCUCGACACCAAAGUGCAGAGGAGGCUGAAGAGAGCAGCCUUGCAGCCUGGAGCAGACGAGCGAGAGCGAGACCAGAAGCAGCAGGCCAAGAACAGGGUGAAGCAGAAGAGGAAGCGCAAGGAGCUGAAGGCAGCCAAAGAGGCGCUGCAGGAGUUGCGGAAGACGCAACAGAAGCGAGCUUCUGAAGAGCAUGGCGCCUACUGCAGUGGGGGUCUCUUGCAGCCCGGCAGACCCUCCAAGGAGCAGCAGAAAGCCUUGCAGGGGGACGCGAAAGCCUUGCAGAAAAAGAGCAAGAAGCAGAAGAAGCAGGAGAAGAAGAACCAGAAGAAGACCGAGCUGAAGAAGCAGUCGAAGUACGCUGGAGGCAAAGGCAAGCUGCAGAGGCAGGCCUCAGAGAAGUCCAUGAAGAAGGACAAGAAGCAGAAGGCGGCCCUGAAGGCCAGCAAAGAGGCUUUGAAGCAGUUGGAGUCCGAGUCGCCGGCCCCGCCUGCAGCCGAGCCCUUAGACCCAGCAGAGGAGAAAGUGCAGGUGACGGUUUGCUCGGAACAUGCAGGGAAGCAGUACUACGGCAGAACAGGUGCGGUGGCAUUGUCGGCUUGGCAGGGCAGUGCCGACCUGCUCAAUGUCGACCUGCAGCCUGGCUCGCAGGCCUUCAGGAGGGAGUUCCUGGAGCAGACCAGCAUCUUGCCAGACCUGAAGAUGCUGACCUUGCAGUCUCUGAAGCGGUCAGACAUGCAGAUGUGGCUUCGUGAAGCUGCCCUGAAGACUCUUGGAGACGACCUUGGAGACGAUGUGGAGGUGCCACGAGCAGAUGGCAGCUGGUUGCUGGACCAGCACAUGACUGUAGCCUGGCUGUUCCUUCAAUGGAGUCUCCCAGGCUUGAAGGCCGCUUCCGUGAGCUUUCUGAGGCCAGAUGUGGUGCAGUCCUUUAUCGCACUUGCAGAUCCGACAACCAAUCUGGAGGGAUUGGGAGAUAAAGAGUGGCUUCAGGCAGCCGGGGAAAUGCAGGAGCGAAGGAGAGCAUUCUUGGAGGCAGAGUUGCAGAAGGACUUGGUGUUCGUGCCGAUCUUCGCCGGCCACCACUGGACCCUUGUGGAGAUUUGCAGACUUGGCUCUCUGCAGGUGAAGUACUACGACAGCCUGCAGGUGGAGUCGGCAGCCUCUCGACAGGUGGCAGAGUUCUUCCUGGAGACCUUGCUGCCAGGGGUGCACCUGCCGGCAAGAGCAAAUGCAGCUCGCCAACCUGUAGGCACGGGCCAGUGUGGCUCGUACUGCCUGCACUGGGUGGAGCAGAGGUGCAGGAGCCACUGGCCCACUGCAGCCACUUGGGCUGCGAGAUUGCAGUCGCUUUGCAAAGCUCUGCAGAAGGAGCAGGGCAAGAUCGACGAAGCCAAGCUGAAGGCCCAAGAGAAGCAGAUUCUGGCUGAAGCGAAGGCAAAGCUGGCUGCAGCCAAAAAGAAGAUGCAGGAGGGCGACAUGAAGGACCUUGCAGAGAAAGCUGCAGAAUCCCUCCUGAAGGACCCUGCAGGCAAGCCGUGCUUCGAGAACCUCGCUGCAAACGGGCAGUGCCAGGUCCUGAAGAUCCUGGAGGGGUACACUGGAGGCACCUGCUCAAGAUGCAGGACAGGAGAUGGCUGCCUCUCCUGCAGCAAAUGGAAGGCCACCAGGUACUGGCUGAAGAAGGAAGGCUUCGACAUGGAGCACAUGUAUGGAGCCAGUGGUGCAGUGCUGUACCAGCGAAGCAAGGUGCAGAGGGCUGCACAGCUUGCAGCCUAUGGAGACAAGCAGGCCAAAGCACCGCAGCAGAAGCCCCUUGCAGAUGCAGCAGUAGCUCCAGCACCUGCAGAGACACAGGACCUCCCUGCAGCUCCGGCGCAGCCUGCAGCAGAGCCAGCGACACAGGACCUCCCUGCAGCUCCGGUGCAGACUGCAGCAGAGCCAGCGACACAGGACCUCCCUGCAGAUCCGGUGCAGACUGCAGCAGAGCCAGCGACACAGGACCUCCCUGCAGAUCCGGUGCAGCCUGAGCCUGCAGUAGAGCCAGAGACAUAG